Caenorhabditis elegans is the source of this 773-nucleotide messenger RNA. RefSeq names its product DB domain-containing protein (gene dbd-16). NCBI's taxonomy places the organism in Eukaryota, Metazoa, Nematoda, Chromadorea, Rhabditida, Rhabditidae. Bases 20 to 721 code for a protein of 233 amino acids. The record is from RefSeq and is marked reviewed. The transcript has 5 exons.
UCGUUUGAGGGUAAUAGUUAUGUCUACAUUAUCCUACAUUAAUUUACACAUUUUUGCAUUUCUCUGUAUUUUUGUUAUGUUUUCUAGUCAGUGUAUAUCUUUGGGAUGCUUAGGCGGAUUUGGAGGCGGUUGUGGGUCGAGUUGCUUUUUUGGAUUAUGUCUACAAACACCAAUAAUUCAACCAAUCGGAUGCCCGUGUGGUAUUGGUUUUAUGUGUAUGAGAGGUGGAUGCGUUGCCCGAACAGCGGCUGGAACAAAAACAUUUAAAGAUGAAUCAUCAAGGCCUCCCGAUUUGAAGCCGAUUUCUACACCGGAUGAGCACUUUGCCACCUGCUGCUCACUUCUCGAAGUUGAAUCAUCUUGCACAGAUUUAUGCUCAUAUUCUACGUACUCAUCAGAAGAAGUCAGUGCAGUGUUUCUUCAACAAUCAGUGUGCCCAGUGACUGCAAUUCAAAAGAUUCAUUUUUGUGCGGCACGAGGAACAAACCACACGGAAUGCUGCUCCAAAUCAUUAGUUCCAAUACACUGUCACUCUUUCUGCGAUCAGAGUCAAGAUAGUGAUGUCAAUAGCCUCUCAAUCAACCAUUUGCAAUGUGUACAAUAUUUCAACGACAUCAAAUCUUGCUUUUUGGAACACGCAAAUCAAGAAUAUUUCGAAGGACACAUCGAGGACUAUACGACGACCGAAAACGAAGAAACAAGCUUAGGAGCUAAUUUUUAAAUCUAAAAUUAUUUAGGAACACUUAUAGACGAAUAAAUUCAAUCUCAACUUG